Xenia sp. Carnegie-2017 is the source of this 971-nucleotide messenger RNA. RefSeq names its product sorcin-like. Gene Ontology annotation, molecular function: calcium ion binding. The record is from RefSeq and is a predicted model, not a curated record. The transcript has a single exon. Bases 96 to 701 code for a protein of 201 amino acids. Lineage: Eukaryota; Metazoa; Cnidaria; Anthozoa; Malacalcyonacea; Xeniidae.
GUAUUUAAAUCUUUUUGUUUUAAUGGCCCAACUAAGUGCCAUACAAGUUCAAUUGUGUAUGUUUUUGUUAUGUGAACUGGUCGCAAGCCUUCAAAAUGUCUUGGAGCUAUACGGAAUUUAAAAUUAUACCAGAAUCUGAGAGACGACGUCGCCUGGAACGUUUUGAUGAUAAAGACAAGGAAGUUGUGGAAAUUUUUGAGAAAGUUGCCGGAGAUGACGGUGUCAUAGAUGCUUAUGAGUUACAGAACCUCCUACAGCUUUGUUUUCGACGCGAAAUGGGAGAUUAUGACUUCAAUUUGGAAACCUGUCGAAGUCUUUUGGCACUCUAUGAUGUGGACAUGAGUUGUUGCAUCGAGUUUGACGAAUUUUAUAAACUUUGGAGAGAUUUGAAGAUUUGGUAUGGUGUGUUCAAGAAAUACGAUAUUGACAGGAGUUUUGAUAUGGACAAGAAAGAAUUACGGCAAGCACUCGCAGGAAUUCCCGACCUUCAUAUCACUGUCAAAACUAUCGAAAUAUACUCGAAAAGAUUUGUUAACAGGGAGAGCAGAGUCGGUCUUGACGAUUUUCUUCAAAUUAUCGCGAGGAUCAAGUGUUUGAGUAGAUCUUUUGAAAGACAAAUGUUAAGAAGCGGAAGUUAUGGUCGAAAUCCCAAGGCAAUGUUCACUUUAGAUGCAUAUGUGGAGGCAGCUUUGAUAUCCUAGAUCGUAAUGACGGCAAAUAUAUGUAUUUAUGGAGAGAUAUAGUUUUGAUAAUGAUUUACGAACUCAAUACAUUAAAUGCUCAAAUCAAUUUCCUAGAUUACAUGUAACAAGGAUGAAUUUGUAAAUUCCACGCGAUUGUCUCGGGACGAUCAUAAGGACGAGAGAUCCUUUACGUCAUUACAAGAACGUAAUGACUAAUUAAACUGAUUGUAAUUAUAAAACUUAUCCCUGAAGAACAUAUGUACACGAGAAUCUAUUUAUGGUUCAUCA